This is a messenger RNA of Aegilops tauschii subsp. strangulata, 891 nucleotides long. NCBI's taxonomy places the organism in Eukaryota, Viridiplantae, Streptophyta, Magnoliopsida, Poales, Poaceae. The record is from RefSeq and is a predicted model, not a curated record.
AUGCGGGUGCCCGGGGCGUGGAGAAUCAACGCCGGCGGGGUCCCGGUGCCACCACCACCCACCGGGGCGGCGCGGCGUGCGAAGAUCGCGCUUAUCCGCGCCUCCCUGCCGCGGGCGGCGAGGAAGGGGCCGCGCUACGUCCCUGAAAGCCCGCCCUGGGAGCCGUACUUCCGCCGCCGUCACGCCGAGCAGCUCGAGGCCACCAACGGCGUCGUGCCCUCCGGUAGGCUCAACUCCGAGAGGCAGCGCCGAUGGUGGGGCGUGCCCGGCCGCACGCUGGAGGCCGUCCUCGAGUACAUCGAGGGCGGCAACACGCCGAGGCUGGAGUACCCCGAGCCCCCGUCCUUCUCUCGCCGCCGUGGGAGCUCGUGGACGCCGAGGCGCAUGGACCCCAGGGCGUCCUCCUCCUCGUCCGGUCGGUCGACCGGCUCUCCCUGCCUCCGCCCCAUCAAGCCGGAGCCCCAGGACAUGCAUGUCAGCCGGCGCACCCGCAGCUCCGGUAUCCGCAUCGCCGACUCCACCCCCGCCUCUGGCCGCCUCGUCCUCGUCGCGCCCAAACCGGAGCCCAGCCUCCCCCCGGAGUAUGAGGAGCUAGUCCGGCGCGGCUUCUCCGACGAGGACGCCCUACGGUGGGCGCGCGACGACUACCUCCGCGACGAGAUGGUCCGGCAGCGCCGGGCCCUGGAGGAGAUCGCCGCCCGCAAGCGUGGACGCAAGGAUAAGCACGGCGUCGUGAUCCUCGACAGCGACGACGACGAGGACGCCGCCGGACCGUCCAACCCGCCGCGCCAACUGGGGAAGGGUUGCAGCAGGGACAGCGGCCGCGGCGGAGGCGACGACGACGACGACGACGGCGACUACACGCGGUUCUACAGCCUCCUCGGCAUGUAG